CGGUGCCUUGUCCCGAUCUGAUCCCGGGGCUGGAGUGCGUACGGGUGGUCCUGGAGGGCGGCCCACCCCGCCUCGGGUCCUGCCUGCGUCCGAGCCGCCGCCCUUCGAGGAAGGGGCGGGGCCGCUCCGGCCCGAGGCCCGAGGACCUGGUCGGGGCGGGAGGCCCGGGCCCCAGGCUUCUCUGCCCCGCCAGGCUUUGGCUUUCCGGCCGCCGCAGUGGAGUCAACCAGCGAUGCGUUUACGGGCUUCUUGUUGCGCCAGGCGCCAGCAAGGGAAGGCGCUUCGCGCCUCGCUGCUUCACUGGGUUCCGGAGGGAGGUCUCGGAGCCAGGAGAGGAUCAAGGAGCAGAGAGUUAAAUGUCGAAAAAGAACCCCGAGAACUCCCAGCAAAAAUGUGUUGCGACCUCUGUUGAAGGAGUCAACUUUCAGGCUGUUAAAGACCUCAAGUCAUUAGCAUCAGCUGCUGCACUAAAGGGGCAAGCCAGCGCCUCUAAGUGGCUUAGUGCACAAACGAGGCUCCCGAGACGGGCUCGGCAACUCCAUCCGCUCUUCCACCACCUGCUGGAAGUGAAAAGCUCUCCGGAGCCCAUCCCGAACUCAGACUCUGGAAAUGAACACGGAGUCCGUGCGUGUGCUGAGUGGCCAGCUCUCUACCAGAGGUUCUCCAGUGCCAAUCGAAACAGUAAAAGGCCCUCUCCAGGCAGGGCCUUCACGACUGCAACACCAACACCUCUUGACAUGGAAAUACACUGAUACAAUAGGCAAAAGAAAUACUCGAUUGCAUCUCCUGUUUCCAGGUGGCCUUAUUUGGUCGAUUUGAUCCUGACCUUAUUCCUGUGAUGGAGGAUUCGGGCAUCCCGCGAGGCAUCUGGGAUGGAGAUGCCAAGGCUGUCCAACAAUGUCUGACAGAUAUUUUUACCAGCGUUUACACUACCUGUGACAUCCCUGAGAACGCUAUAUUUGGUCCCUGUGUCCUGAGCCAUACUUCCCUGUAUGACAGCAUAGCUUUCAUAGCUCUAAAGUCCACCGACAAGAGAACAGUCCCUUAUAUCUUCCGGGUAGACACCUCAGCGGCGAAUGGUUCCUCAGAAGGUCUCAUGUGGUUGCGUCUGGUCCAAUCAGCCAGAGAUAAAGAAGAGCAGAACCUUGAAGCCUAUAUAAAAAACGGACAGCUGUUUUACCGCUCUCUCCGCAGGAUUGCCAAAGAUGAGGAGUUAUUAGUUUGGUACGGGAAAGAACUGACUGAGUUGCUCUUGCUCUGCCCCUCUAGAUCCCACAGCAAAAUGAAUGGGUCGUCCCCUUACACAUGCCUGGAAUGCAGCCAACGUUUCCAGUUUGAGUUCCCCUAUGUGGCGCAUCUGCGCUUCCGCUGCCCCAAGAGACUUCACAGCGCUGAGCUGAGCCCCCGAGAGGAGCAAGGCGGCGGCGUGGGCACCAAGGAUCACGGGGGCGGCGGCGGCAAGGAUCAGCAGCAGACGCAGCAACAGGAGGCACCCUUGGGUCCCGGCCCCAAGUUCUGCAAAGCCGGCCCUGUCCACCACUACCCGGCCGCCUCCCCCGAGGGCGGUAACCCGCCUGCGGCUGGUGGCGGCGGCAGCGCGAAGCCGUCCACGGACUUUCACAAUCUGGCCCGAGAGCUGGAGAACUCCGGGGGAGCCAGCGGCUGCUCCCCAGUCCGGAGCCUCAGCAGCGGCAGCAGCGGCAGCGGCCACCAGGAGGCGGAGUUGAGUCCCGACGGCAACGCCGCGGGCGUCGGCAAAGGGAAGAGGAAAUUCCCGGAGGAGGCGGGGGAGAGUGGCGGCGGCGGCGGCGGCGGGGGCGGCGCGGGGCUGGUUGGAGGCCGGGGCCGCUUCGCCGAGCGGCCCCUGCACGCCUCCAAGGAGGACCUGGUGUGCACGCCGCAGCAAUACCGCGCCUCCGGCAGCUACUUCGGCCUGGAAGAGAACGGCCGCCUCUUCGCGCCGCCCAGCCCGGAGACGGGCGAGGCGAAGCGCAGCGCCUUCGUGGAGGUGAAGAAGGCGGCCCGAGCGGCCGGUCUGCAGGAGGAGGCGGCCGCCGACGGCGGGAGCACGGCCGCUGAGGACCAGGACGCGGGCGGCGGCGGCUCCUCCACGCCCGUGGCCGCGUCUCCGGCCGGCGCCGAGAAGCUGCUGGCCCCCCGGCCCGGGGGCGCGCUGCCGGGCCGGCUGGAGGGCGGCAGCCCGGCGCGGGGCAGCGCCUUCACCUCGGUGCCGCAGCUGGGAGGCGCGGGCGGCAACGGCGCCGGGGGCGGCGCGGGCGCGGGGGCCGCGGGCGGGGCGGGCGGCGGCCAGGGCGCCGCGUCGGACGAGCGCAAAAGCGCCUUCUCGCAGCCGGCGCGCUCCUUCUCGCAGCUGUCCCCGCUGGUGCUGGGCCAGAAGCUGAGCGCGCUCGAGCCGUGCCACCCCGGCGACGGUGUCGGCCCCACCAGACUCUAUCCGGCCGCCUCCGACCCUCUGGCCGUGAAGCUCCAGGGAACCGCGGACCUGAACGGAGCUUGCGGGUCCCUGCCGAACGGCGGCGGCGGCGGCGGCGGGCUGCCCAAACAGAGCCCCUUCCUCUACGCCACUGCCUUCUGGCCCAAAAGCUCCGCCGCCGCGGCGGCCGCGGCAGCCGCGGCCGCGGGGCCUCUGCAGUUGCAGCUGCCCUCGGCGCUCACGCUGCUGCCACCCUCCUUCACCUCGCUGUGUCUGCCCGCACAGAACUGGUGCGCCAAGUGCAAUGCCUCCUUCCGCAUGACCUCCGACCUGGUGUACCACAUGAGGUCUCAUCACAAAAAGGAGUACGCCAUGGAGCCCUUGGUGAAGCGAAGGCGGGAGGAGAAACUCAAGUGCCCCAUCUGCAACGAGUCCUUCAGGGAGCGCCACCAUCUCUCCAGACACAUGACCUCGCAUAAUUGACACGGAAAGGACCCCAGCUUUCCACGGGCGCAUACGCACAGUCGAGCCACCUGCAGGAACAAACACUCUAGGAUAUCCACCACCUCCUUGUGACCUGAAGCAUCGCGCGCACAUACACACACAUACACACACGUGCACACAUGUGCUCUCCCCCACAGCCUUUACAUCCAAAUGUUUACCCGAGACCUACACUAGCGCGCGCUCACACACACACACACACACACACACACACACACGACAGGAUGGUGGAUUUUUGAUCUGGUGGGUUGGUUGAGGGGUUUUCUUUUGAAUGCACGCAUUUUCACUUUCCCAAAAACAAAAGUACAUUUUUAAAAAUGUCAUAUAUUGCAACAUAUUGAUGCAUUUGUCAUACGUUUCUACUUAAAUUAUUAAGCACUUACGAUUUAGAUGUAAUAAUUAUAUGUAAGGGCAAAAUUUAUUUUAGAUAUAAAGUAAAGGAGGAGUGUGAAAUGCUUUCUGCAUUUCUUGAUUACAGUUUGUGUUCUUACAAAAUAAGCAAAACAAAUAAAAAGGGGGUCACCAUUCAAUUUAAAUUUCCAGGGGAAGUGCAUGUAUCAUGAAAUGAUUAUGGACUUCAAUGAAGAAUGUCAUCAUUAUGUAAAUAUGUAUUUCCUUUUAAUACAAAGUGUAAUUUUGUGCCAGUGAAAUGGAGUCUGAAUAGUUACGUGUUUCUUUUAUCCCUGGAAAGAUUUAUUAAACUUUAUAGAUUAUCCGGAUAUGUUGGAUGCUUUGACAAUAAAUGACUAUUUUCUU
This is a messenger RNA of Camelus dromedarius (Arabian camel), 3691 nucleotides long. It is a transcript of the gene PRDM8, whose product is annotated as PR/SET domain 8. Bases 839 to 2917 code for a protein of 692 amino acids. NCBI's taxonomy places the organism in Eukaryota, Metazoa, Chordata, Mammalia, Artiodactyla, Camelidae. The record is from RefSeq and is a predicted model, not a curated record. Gene Ontology annotation, biological process: regulation of DNA-templated transcription; oligodendrocyte development. The transcript is spliced from 8 exons. Gene Ontology annotation, cellular component: nucleus. Gene Ontology annotation, molecular function: protein binding.